CCAGCAAUUACUUCCUUCUUUUAUUUUACCAAAACAGAGGAAAAACAAAGCAAAAAAGAUUUGAGAGAUGGAGGAAGCAAAGGCAAUGGCUCAUCAUCAACAGCAGCAGCAGCAGCAGCAAUUUCUCUUACAAAAACAGCAACAACAACAACAACAGCAACAACAACAACAAUUUCUUCUCCUACAACAACUUCAAAAACAAGCCCAACAAAACCAACAACAGCAGCAGCAGCAACAAGCUAUUUCUAGGUUCCCUUCAAACAUAGAUGCCCAUUUACGUACUACUCCUGGUGUUAUUCAUCAUCGUCCCAUUAACAUCCAACAAAACCCUAAUUCUACCCCCAUUCCUAACCCUAACCCUAACCCUAACCUUAAUUCCUCCCCUAAUUUACAACAACAACAACAACAACAACAACAACAGCAACAACAAACGCCACAACCACAGCCGCCGCCGCAGCAACAGCAACCAAACCAACAGCAGAAGCAGAUCCGACCCUUGAAUCAAGCGGAGCUCCAGAUGGCUUAUCAGGAUGCCUGGCGUGUUUGUCACCCAGAUUUCAAGCGGCCUUUUUCUUCCCUUGAAGAUGCCUGUGAGAGGUUACUACCUUACCAUGUAGUAGCAGACUAUGAAGCAGAGGAGGAUGAUAAAAUUCUUGAUUCAGACACAACUGGCCAGAUGCCAUCUCGCUCCCAGCAGUGGGAUAACAACAUUGCUGCUAAAGUUGCAGAGUUCACAGCCACAUUUGAGAAACAGGCUCUUGCCUUCAAUAUAAUAUCUCGCAAACGAGGUGUGGGGGAAUUCCGAUCCGAGGAAAGGCUGAUGAUUGAGCAAGCUCUUCUCCAAGAAGAGAAGAAAGCGUUGCUUGAUUUGAGAGCAGAAAUAGAAUCUAGGGAGAAGGCUGGCCGAGAGGCUCAUGAGGCUAAGUUGAGAAUGGCAGCAAUGGUUCAGGCAGAGCAAGCUCGAGCUGAAUCACAAGCUCAUGCUGAACUAAUGGCUCGAGGACCUAUAAGGGCAAAUGCACUUGGGUCUCAAGGAAACAACCUUGCAAUUGGUCAUGACAUUCGGGAGCAGCCUCAGGGUGUAAACCCUGAUGAGAUGAUGAAUGGAUGGGGUAGCAGUGCACAGAGGGAUGAAAAGGAACCAUCUGAAGAUUUCUUGAACGAUGAGGAGACUGAAAAUGGAGAUACAAGUGUGCAGAAUGACUGGCGCGAAGUUGGGGAGUUUGAUUUGAACAGUAGAUAAGUCAUGAAGUGCAUUUGGUAUCUCCGUUUCCAUUAAUCUCUUUUUGCCUCAUUUGUAAAAGAAAACACGUAGUGAAGGCAUACAAGGACAGUUUCAUUAUGCUCACCAUUUUUGUUCUGCACUGACGGCUUUGGUUCACCCUGGUAAAUGUUGUGUACACUCAGUCACCCAGUCCCAAACCAAAUGGGCAUAUUCAAAGCAGAUCACUUUGUUUACUUUUUGUGCAAGACAACUAUGAACUAAGCCGAUAAGAUAGAUUUUGAUAGGUAAGGCGUAAGGGAACUUGGAAAUGGACCUCAAGAAUGGCAUGUGCUUUGAAUGUCAAGAAGCAAAUGGUCGUGCAUUGGAAUAUAUUUACAUUCACCAACUUGAUUUUA
Molecule: messenger RNA, 1620 nt
Organism: Gossypium raimondii (Peruvian cotton)
Lineage: Eukaryota; Viridiplantae; Streptophyta; Magnoliopsida; Malvales; Malvaceae
Exons: 2
Coding region: 68-1243 (391 amino acids)
Biological process (GO): positive regulation of DNA-templated transcription
Cellular component (GO): SWI/SNF complex
Source: RefSeq, a predicted model, not a curated record